Zonotrichia albicollis (white-throated sparrow) is the source of this 4993-nucleotide messenger RNA. NCBI's taxonomy places the organism in Eukaryota, Metazoa, Chordata, Aves, Passeriformes, Passerellidae. The record is from RefSeq and is a predicted model, not a curated record.
GAAGAAAAUGGCUGAAAUUCUUGGAUCAACAUCCAUCCAUGAUGAGGAAUCCUUGGAAACUAGAAUGGUGGUUACAUUCCUCAUGUCAGGACUUGAGUCAAUGUGUAAAGAACUUUCCAAAUCCAAGGCAGAAAUUGCCUGUAUUGGUGUAUUUGCAAGAAAUGUUUUUGUUGUUGGAACUGAGAGAGGAAAAGCCUUUGUCAACUCUAGGGAAGAUUUUAAGAUGGAUUUUAUGGAAUACUGUGUUACAGAGGAGGGCAGGCCUCCAGAACUGCAGAAAACAAAGACUGCACCACCUGUAAACAGACAGACACUGGAUGCUGAGGAGCUGGAGGCUCUUAGAAAGUCUGUGGAGGAGUUUUUCUGCUUUUCCUAUGGUAAAGCUUUAGGAAAGUCAACGGCAGUACCUGUGCCAUAUGAAGAGAUUCAGAGGAACCAGUCUGUUGUGGUAGUGCAGGGCCUGCCUGAAGGAGUCACAUUUAAACAUCCAUCAAAUUAUGAUGCUUCCACCCUGAAAUGGAUUUUGAAAAACAAAUCAGAAAUCUCAUUUAGUAUCAACAGGCUUUUCGUAGAACCAAAGAAACAGAUAGAAGCUGAUGUGACAGCUCCUUCACAUUCAGUUAUACCCCCACUUGAAAGUUGUCCUCCUGUUACUGUGAAAACAGAACCAAGCAAGGAUCCUGAGACCAACGAGGAUUGUGGGAUUUCUUCCAAAUUGUCAACAGUAACAUUGAAACAGGAAAAAGAUGAUCCUAACUACUAUCAGUUUAAUACUCCAGCAGGCCCUUCCAAAACACCAGAGAUAGAUGAAAACAUUGCUCCUGGAAAAACUUACCCAGAGACCUCCCAGCCUGAUUCAUCAGAAACAAGUGAGGAUUCUGAGGCUGAGUUUGGUAAUGAAGAUGAUGGUGAUGUUGGUGAUGAUAAUGAUGAUGAUGAUGAGUACAUGCCCCCUGAAGAGAGCUUGAGGAGUUCCAGUUCAGCUACUGAAGGUGCCAGUACUGGGAGAAGAAAUGCAAAAGAAUUCAGUUUUGAGACCUCCCACCAUGGCAUGUCAGAAAUAAGUGAGAAACCUGAGGUUGAGGUCACCAUUGAAGAAGAUGAUGAUGACUAUCCACCCCCUGACAAGAGGCAGAAGAGCACCAAGUCGGCUAAUGAAGGGGCCAGUACUAGGAAAAGAAAUGCAGAAGAGUCCGAUUCUGAUUCCUCCCAGGAUGACUCGUCAGAAGCAAGUGAGGAUUCUGAGGCUGAAAUCACUAGUCAAGAUGAUGAUGAUGAUGAGUACCUGCCCCCUAGCAGGAGAAAGAGGAGGAGGAACACCAGGUCAGCUAAGGAAACUGCCAACAGAAGGAGAAGAAAAGCACAAUAUUUCAACUCCAAUUCUUCCCAACAUGACUUGUCGGAAAAAAGUGAGGAUGCUGAGGUUGAAGUCACUUUUGAUGAUGAUGAGGAUGACUACGCACCACCUGACAAGAGACAGAGGAGUAGCAGUUUGUCUAAUGGAGAUGCCAAUGUUGAGAGAAGAAAAGAAGAAGAGUUCAAUUGUGAUUCCUCCCAGCAUGACAUGUCAGAAAUAACUGAGAAUCCUGAGGUUGAGGUCACUGUUGAAGAUUCUGACCAUUCCUACGUGUUCCCUGAGAGGCGACGGAGGAGCAGCAGGUUGGGUAAUGAAGAGUCCAGUACUCCGAGAAAAAAGACAGAAGAAUUCAAUUCUGAUUCCUCCCAGCAUGACUCAUCAGAAGGAAGUGAGGUUUCUGAGGCUGACCUCACUAGUGAAGAUAAUGAUGAUGACUACAUGCCCAGUGAGAGGAGACAGAGGAGCCCCAAGUCAGCCAGCGACUCAGGCAGUAGUGUGAGAAGAAAAGGAAUAAGGUUCAAUUUUGACAAAUGGAAUACACGAAUUACAGACUUGAGAAAGGAAGUUGAAGUGCUGUUUGAAUUAAAAUAUGCUGAAGCUAUCGAAAGAGAGGGCCCAGCAUCUGUCCCAUAUGGAGCCUUCCAGUCCCAUCCACAGGAUUUGUUUGUGGAGGGGAUGCCAGAUGGGAUUCCCUUCAGGAACCCGGCCACCUACGGCAUCCCGCGGCUGGAGAGGAUCCUGCUGGCCAGGGACCGGAUCCGCUUCGUCAUCAAAAAGCCUGAACUUCUGAAUUUAGCAGAUCCUCCAGAGGUCACUACAGCUUCAAAAGCGUCAGUCUCAAAUCCAACAAAACCAGAAUGGUAUUCCAGAGUCACCAAACUGAGAAAGAUGGUAGAUCAACUUUUCUGUAAAAUGUAUGCCAAGGCUUUGGGGAGCAAUCACCCCAGAGCUGUUCCAUACAAGAAAUUUGAAGCACAUCCAACUGACCUCUAUGUUGAAGGGCUGCCAGAGAACAUCCCCUUUAGGAGUCCCUCGUGGUAUGGAAUCCCUUGCCUUGAAAAAAUAAUUCGAGUGGGCCACAAAAUAAAAUUUGUGAUCAAAAGGCCAGAGCUGCUAAAUAACGUUCCAAACGAAAGUCCUGAGCACAGCUCAAACCCUCAAGGGAGAGAAGAUUGGAAUGUCAAGAUUACAAAGCUAAGAAACAAAGUAGAAGAUAUAUUUAGAGUGAAGUUUGCUGAAGCUCUGGGGGUUUCAGAGUUAGUGAAAAUUCCCUAUUCUUUGUUUGAGUCACACCCUGACUACUUGUUGGUGGAAGGUUUGCCAGAGGGAGUUCCCUUCCGGAGCCCCACCUGGUUUGGAAUUCCGCGCCUCGAAAGGAUCAUCCGUGCCGGUAGCAAAAUCAAAUUUACUAUUCAGAAGCCUGACCUUGUCAUUUCCCAUUUGCCUCUAAGAGUGGCUAGUAAAUUAAAGAAAACAGGAAUUAGUCCAGAUACUUCCAAAAGGUCACGAAGUUCUUCAGAAAAUUCAAGUGUUCCAGAGAUUGAAGUUACUAUUGAAGAGAGUCCUAAAAAGGACCAAACUAAAAAUGCAGAAACUGAUUCUAAUACCAGUGGCUCCAGUGCAAAUUCAAAGCAACAAGGAAAAGACUUUUCUUUUGAUCUGUGGAAUAGCAAAAUCAAUGACUUGAAGGAGAGAGUAGAAAAUAUGUUUCGUGAAAAAUGCGGGGAGGCUCUGGGUCGCAGUGGGCCGGUGAAGGUGCCGUAUGCCCUGUUUGAUUCCUACCCUGAGGAUUUCCACGUGGAAGGACUGCCUGAGGGGGUGCCCUUCCGCCAGCCCACCACCUUUGGGAUCCCCAGACUAGAGAAGAUCCUCAGAAAUAGACCCAAAAUAAAAUUUAUUAUUAAAAAGCCUGAGGUGCUUGAGGCAGCUAUCAAAGAAAGUUCUGGUAAAAGCUCACGAGGAAAAAAAAAUUCCUCCAGUAAUGCCAAUACAGCAAGGACCACAGAAAACACAGUGAACACAGCUGAACAUAUUGAAGACCUAAACAUUGUUAAAGUAACCAUAAAAGAUAAUGAAGAUGAGCGAGUGCCAAAAGCAGAAAAUGCCAGACAAUUGAGAGAGCAAGUAAAUGAUCUUUUUAGCCGGAAAUUUGGUGAAGCCACUGGUAUGAAUUUUCCUGUGAAAGUUCCAUACAGAAAAAUCACCAACAACCCUGGCUGUGUGUUGGUGGAUGGAAUGCCUCCAGGUGUGGCAUUUAAAGCACCCAGUUAUCUGGAACUCAGCUCAAUGAGGAAGAUUUUGGAUUCAGCAGAGUCUAUCAAGUUCACUGUUGUUAGGCCGUUUCCAGGACUUGUGAUUAACAAUCAGCUGCUAGAAGAAGCUGAAGCAGAAGCAGAAUCACCAGCAGCACCAGCAGCAGCCACUCCCACAGCAGUAUCACCAGAGCCAGCUGAACCAAGCCAAAUAGAAGUAUCUCUAGGAGAUAACACAGAAACAAAGGAACAGUUUCAAAUAAAACAAGAUGAAGACCUGACGUCAUAGACCUCAUCAAUACUGGCCAGAAGCUGCCCGUUCUGAGAAGAGCCUGCUCGGCCUGUCCAGAGCUGUGUAAUAUAACUGUAUAAGAGAAGUAUCUUCUAUACAAAUCCUUUUGUACUAUUGUAUAGGAAUGUCUACUUUUUCAGCAGUUCUGUGAAUUGAUCUAAUAUUGACUGUAGAUUUGGAUUGUAUCAGUUUACUUUGGAAUAUAUUUUAAGGACUAAACUUGAUGCAGCAAUGCUGGGGAGAUGGCAGGGAUGAAAAUCAACAGGGACAUAGCUCAGGCUGUAUACAUUUUCCAAUAAAGAUUAAUUUCACUGUACCUGAAUGCAUUCUAACUUUUGUAAUAAAAAAAAAUCCUGCAAAGAGUUCAGUUUGUUUACUUUGGAGAAAAAAACCCUUUACGUGAAUUUUCAGAUAUUACUUUAAUGUCUCUUUGGACAACAGUAUCUGUAUAUUUGAAUUAAUUUUUCCUUUUAUAUCUAUCAUAUGUUUUUCCUAAAUAAAAGAUAAAAUUAUCCACUUGAUGGUUAGUGUGCAUUAAUGAGAUAGACUGUGAAAUGAUCAAUAUUCCAGUGUGUGGAUUGGGAACCAACUGAAAUAAAACCCCAUAAUAGUUUGUACUGUUAAUUUAAAGUAGUAAGUCCAUGUUAUAUCAGAGUAUCACACAGUUUACAUAUGAUGGGUUUGGUCUUACAGUCCUGCCAUGGGCAGUAAUUGUGUGGACUUGUGUGAGAGCUUUUCUGCUGAAGGCUGUGGGGGAUGCUCUUCUGUUCAUCUAGAAUUAGCUAUGGAAACAUGCUACAACCUGCUGUAAGCCCUGUUAUGUCAAAAACUCAGAAUAUUCUGUGAAUAUAACAAAUUAAGUCCUGUGUGGUCCUGGUUAUGCACUACAACAUGUAAAAACUUUUUUUUUUUUUUUUUAAUUUAACAAGCCAUAGGAGAUGUACAGUUCUGGUUACGUGAUAAUCUCUAAAAAUGCAGAUUAUUUGCAAAGGUUUCUCUUUUACUGGUGUGAAUUUGAGAUGAUUGCAUUAUGCACAAAUGGUAAGUGAUGUUCCCUGAUGAAGAAAUAAAGACUUUUAUGAUGUUUUUCAA